Ctenopharyngodon idella (grass carp) is the source of this 2612-nucleotide messenger RNA. It is a transcript of the gene gxylt1a, whose product is annotated as glucoside xylosyltransferase 1a. Gene Ontology annotation, biological process: protein O-linked glycosylation via N-acetylgalactosamine. Bases 88 to 1365 code for a protein of 425 amino acids. The transcript is spliced from 8 exons. Lineage: Eukaryota; Metazoa; Chordata; Actinopteri; Cypriniformes; Xenocyprididae. Gene Ontology annotation, molecular function: UDP-xylosyltransferase activity. The record is from RefSeq and is a predicted model, not a curated record.
AUUAAUAUUCAUGAGCACGCCUCCGCCAUAGUAGGUUAGUCGCAGAGCAGCGUGAUUCAUCUCCAUGGCUGCUCUUUUUACUAGAAAAUGCGGCGGUAUCUUCGUGUGUUGUUCGUCUGCACGCUACUAGUCUUCUGCUCGGUGCUCUACAUAUUUAAUCAGCUGGUGUCGUCGCUGGAGAGCGCGAAUCAUCAGGCGCGAGCGCAGCGGACACGCGCAGCGGAGCCAGGCCUGAGUGAACGCGCGCAAGAUGACAGGUGUAAUUCAGGCUCUGUCACUCAUUGGAAGCCGUAUUGGAGAUUCCCGGCUGCCGUGUGCCGAAUCGACUGCUUUACGGACUUGCCUCUUAGGUCUCGUUCGGAGCCGGUCGGGCUGGCGGUGGUGGCCUGCGGAUCCAGGCUGGAGGAAACGCUCACCAUGCUGAAAUCUGCCGUCCUCUUCAGCCGCAGAGAUUUGCACUUUCAUAUCUUCGCAGAAGACGACCUGCACUCCGGCUUCAGACAGGCGCUGGAGUCGUGGCCGCAGAGGUUUCGCUCCAGGUUCAACUACAGCGUUUAUCCCAUCACCUUCCCCAGCGACAACGCCAGAGAGUGGAAGAGGCUCUUCAAACCCUGCGCUUCACAGAGACUCUUCCUUCCUCUGAUUUUGAAGCAGGUGGACUCUGUGCUGUACGUGGACACGGAUAUCCUGUUCCUGCGGCCGGUGGAGGACAUCUGGAGCUUCCUGUCGGCGUUUAACCGCAGUCACGUGGCCGCGAUGGCACCCGAGCACGAGGAGCCGCGGAUCGGCUGGUACAACCGCUUCGCGCGACACCCGUACUACGGCAAGACCGGCGUGAACUCCGGAGUCAUGCUGAUGAACAUGACACGCAUCAGAGCCAAACUCUUCAAGAACGACAUGACGGCAGUGAAUCUGAAGUGGGCCGAUCUGCUGAUGCCUCUGCUGCACAAAUACAAGCUCAACAUCACCUGGGGAGACCAAGACCUGCUCAACAUCAUAUUCCACCAUAACCCAGAGAGUCUGUUUGUGUUCCCGUGCCAGUGGAAUUACCGCCCGGAUCACUGUAUUUACGGCAGCAACUGCGUCGCCGCCGAACAGCACGGCAUUUACAUUCUCCACGGCAACCGAGGGGUUUACCAUGACGACAAGCAACCGGCGUUCAGAGCCGUUUAUGAUGUCAUUCAGCAGUUUCCGUUUGAAGAAGAUCCAGUCCGUGGUUUGCUCGUCCCGCUGGAGGAGAAGCUGGAGAGCACCGAACACACGUACUGCGGCCGAAUCCGACACGUCUUCACCAAACGACUGCGCCAGACUGUCACAGAACUUCAGAGAGAGACCGACAAAACACGACAUGAGCUGGAGGUUUGAGCUUACUGUACAUCUGUGAGGAUGGACCAGUGUUCUCACAGCCACUGACAUCUCAGAUAUCAUCCAGACGAUCAGCUGCUGACAAUCAGUGUUCACAAACACACGUAUCUCUACUGUGUGCCUAAAAUACUGUCAAUGAGUCUCGCAUGUGACAGACUGCAGAGAUGUCCUGCGAUUGAUUGAACAAACUCUCAUGUUCUUCCUCAGUGUUUUUGUCUUGUUUUCCAGUACAAAUAUCUGCCAGUGGAGUCAGAAAAAUAAACUUAAUUUAAAGAAAAAAACAAGAUUAUUUUUCUGACCCCAUUGGCAGAUGAUGUUUUAAGCACAAACUUAAUAUAUAUGUUGAUUUGAUCAUCUUUGUACUGGAAAACAGGACAGAAACACUGAGGAAGAACGUCAUGAAGUGUCUGGUUAGGACAGAUAUAUAUUUUAAUAAGAACAACAUGAGUGAGUUCAUAUUAGUGUUCAUAUAUCGGCUCUUCUCUAUGAGACUCAUGGGAUAUAAAGUGAUUCCAGACCAGCACUCAAUUAUAAGUUCCACUUAUUAUUAUUUGACUUUUUCAUAACCUCCAUGCACAAGACGCCCACGUUCAUCUUUAUUUCUGGUUCUCCAUGAAAUUCAGUGAUAUUCAGAAUACUAAACAAGCUAUUAUGAAUGUGAAAAACAAUUCAGAUUCUUCAGAUUUACACAAAAAUCAUCGGUGCUUUUAUACAAAAACUUGAUACAUUUGUAUUAUUAUUGAUCUUUAUAACGCAUGUCUGAAAAUAUAAAUGUGGGAUUUUAUGGUUGUUUGUGAUGCUCAAUACCAUUUGAAAAUGAUUUAAUAUUUUAAUUAUUGUUAUUUUUUGACAACUUUGGCAAUGAUCCUGUUUGAAACAGUAUCUGUCAUAAAAAAACAUUUGUGAAAACAUUGGGUCACAUUCACCCACAAACAAAUAAAUUAAUAAAACAUUUUUAUCAGCCCUACCCUCUUUAAUAUUACAAUAAAAAUACUGAUAUAUAUCAUCAUUUAAAUCUGUCAGGUUAUUUGUAAUAUUAAGUAGAUGUGCUCUGAUGUGUUAAUGAGAAUUUUACUGAUUAAUUUAAAUGUAGAAAUUUGAGAAAAAAAAAAAAAACAUAAGUUGAAGAUAUAUUUGUAAAUGUCUAUCAUUAAAAUCUAAGAGUGUCUGUAUUGCCAAAUGUGUCUGCAGUGCCGACAUCUGAAUCAAACAGUAUAUUUUUGUAAUAAAAGUAAUUUGUCUCUGAA